AUGCGGGAAGAUGCACAGCACAACGACAUAGCAUCCACGGGAAAGAAGAUGGUCGACGUUCGAAUCGACGGCCGUGCCUUACGCAUGGAAACGGGCCCUGGAGCGCCCUGCGGAAUAAUCGCCGAAUCCAAACUACGACACAUCAAGCCGAAUUACUCGUUAUCGAAAACGGACAGACAGUUUUCGAGCUACACCGGGCAUCCUAUCAAUUGCCUAGGACGUAUUCCGGUGAAUGUAACUGUUGAAACUACAAACCGCCGGUUGAAUCUAUAUGUCGUAGCCGGGGAGUCUGACUCACUCUUCGGUCGUGAGUGGAUUUCUCAAUUCGUUGAUCAGAUCAACUUGAAUCGGCUGUUUUCUGAACCGGUCAACUCGAUCAGCAACUCUGGCCUGACAGCGGAACAAACUACUCGUCUCACGGCUCUGCUAGAUAGCUUCGAAGAUGUGUUUAACGAUGUUCCAGGGAAAUUGGCCCGAGAUGUGCCUCAUGCGCUGCGUGAACGAUACGCAGCUGAAAUCGACAAAAAACUGGCGUCAAGAUUCUUCAAGCGAGUGGAAUACUCCGAGUGGUCAUCCCCAACCCACAUCGUCGUUAAGAAAAAUGGAGAUUUGCGGAUCGCCGGAAACUACAAACCGACCAUCAACCCAAGAAUGGUAGUAGACGAACAUCCCAUACCGAAAAUAGAAACGAUUUUCAAUAAAAUGAACGGUGCUACAAUGUUUUGUCAUCUGGACGUGACCGACGCCUAUACUCACCUGCCAAUCGACGAGGAGUUCAGUCACACACUGACUCUGAACACAGCGACACACGGGCUCAUCAGGCCCACCCGAGCCGUAUACGGAGCGGCAAACAUCCCUGCAAUUUUGCAACGCCGCAUGGAGUCAGUCCUCCAAGGGUUGGACGAUGUCGUCGUCAGCUUCUAUGAUGAUAUCAUCGUGUUCGCAAAAGAUUUUGAAAGUUUGCUUCAAGCGCUGAGGGUCACACUGGACAGGUUGAGACGUAGUGGAUUGCACCUGAACCGAGCGAAAUGCGUUUUCGCUACAUCAUCCCUUGAUUGUUUGGGUCACAAGAUAGAUCGUCAUGGAUUGCACAAAUCGGACAAGCACGUUGAAGCCAUUCGUGAUGCACCUCGCCCGGCGACACCGGAGGAACUGCAGCUUUUCCUAGCUGAUUCAUUCGAUUGGUCACCCGAGGCCGAUCAGGCCUAUUUGGACCUGAAGGAAGUGUUGACAUCGCCCCAGGUUCUAAUGCAGUACGAUCCUACACUAGAGUAA
Aedes albopictus (Asian tiger mosquito) is the source of this 1275-nucleotide messenger RNA. RefSeq lists its product as uncharacterized. The coding region runs from base 1 to 1275 and encodes 424 amino acids. NCBI's taxonomy places the organism in Eukaryota, Metazoa, Arthropoda, Insecta, Diptera, Culicidae. The transcript is spliced from 3 exons. The record is from RefSeq and is a predicted model, not a curated record.